GUCUAUAUAUAUACAUCCAUCUCCUAGCUAUUACAUCCAACACAAAAAUCAUAUUUUCAGAAUACAAAAAAAAAAGCGAAAGAUGAACUUCCUAUCCGAUCAGGUAAAGAAACUCUCUGACUCCAAGCCUGAUGAGCCAGACAAACACCAAGCCCGUAGAAGGAACCGAAACAGCCAACAGACCAGCUUCACCCUCCGAGCUCAUGGCCAGUGCCAAGGUUGUAGCCGAAGCUGCUCAGGACGCGGCUCGUAACGAGUCAGACAAACUUGACAAGGCUAAAGUCGCCGGAGACAGCGCUGAUAUCUUAGAUGUCGAUCAGGAAUACGGAAGGUUCGAUAAAAGCGACGCUGGUCAGUACUUCGAAAAGGCCGAGAAGUAUCUAAAAGAUUUCGAGUCCUCCGGCGCCGUCGUUACUCCUUACACCCCGGAUAUCGGUGCUCCUCCGCCAAGUGCUUCACGCUGAAGAGGUGUCUGGUGGUGGGUUGGGAUGUUAUGCUAUAAGAUGGCUCAAGUAUUCAUGAAGUGUGGUUAUUGAUCUUUAUAAAUUGUUAUUAUAUCGUGUGGUAAUAAAUUUAAAUAAGUUACGUACUUUUAGUAUGGGGAUAUAAAACUAAAUAACAAAGUACGUAAGUAAUCAUGUUGUAUCGUUUACUAUGGGAAGCGGAUGUGUUCUAUCUUUGUCAUUGUUGUGUCCUUAAUCUAUCUAUAUUUGUUGUGAUUAUGCUAAA
This is a messenger RNA of Brassica rapa (field mustard), 729 nucleotides long. Its product is annotated as nodulin-related protein 1. Gene Ontology annotation, biological process: response to heat; regulation of abscisic acid biosynthetic process. NCBI's taxonomy places the organism in Eukaryota, Viridiplantae, Streptophyta, Magnoliopsida, Brassicales, Brassicaceae. The record is from RefSeq and is a predicted model, not a curated record.